Messenger RNA from Silurus meridionalis, 4645 nucleotides. RefSeq names its product PPFIA binding protein 2b (gene ppfibp2b). Gene Ontology annotation, cellular component: presynaptic active zone. Gene Ontology annotation, molecular function: protein binding. The coding region runs from base 159 to 3218 and encodes 1019 amino acids. The record is from RefSeq and is a predicted model, not a curated record. Gene Ontology annotation, biological process: neuromuscular junction development. Lineage: Eukaryota; Metazoa; Chordata; Actinopteri; Siluriformes; Siluridae. The transcript has 31 exons.
CAGAGAUGCGAUCCAUCAGCAGGGAAGUACAAUAACAACAAGAGCACAAGAGCCCAAACUGAAACUCUGGCAAGCUGUGUACAUUUCAAUCCAGAGGUGGAUAAAGUGGAGCUCUGUUACUGCAGACUUCAGCCGAACAGCACGUCCCAUGCGGCAACAUGGCGUCUGAUGCGAGUCACAUGUUGGAGGCUGCUUUGGAGCAAAUGGAUGACAUCAUCGCAGGCUCUAAGGUGAUGGCGGAGUUCACUAACGGGCUGCCGGAUCUGGGUUCUCCGGUUAGCGUGGACUCACUGCCGGUGCUACAGUUAGCAGAGGAGCUGCGUUUAGCUCUGGAGAUUUAUGGUGGAGAAGGUCGAGAUACUCUGCGCUCACAGCUGCCCACCUCCACCGCUCAGACCCUCUUCCAGUGGCUGGAAACUGGCCUGGUUAACCGCCAGCCCUGUUCGAACAAUGAGACGUAUCAAGAACGCCUGGAGAGAUUAGAGGGGGACAAAGAAUCUCUGGUUCUUCAGGUGAGCGUUCUGACGGAGCAGGUGGAGGCUCAGGGGGAGAAGAUCAGAGAUCUGGAAGCCUCUCUGGAGGAACAUCACCACAAGCUUGUCUCCACCGAGGAAAUGCUCCAGCAGGAGCUUCUGAACCGCACCUCGUUGGAGACCCAGAAGCUGGAUUUGAUAGAUGAAGUUUCGUAUCUGAAGCUGAAGCUGGUCAGUAUGGAGGAGGAUCACAACCACACGGACCGAGACGACAAGCAGCACAAAGCCGAGUGUGUGGUUAAUGUGAUCAGCGAGCUCCAGGCGCAGAUGCGCAAAUUUCAGCAGGAGAUCACUACACGCAUCCGGGAGCAGCGGGCUCUCGAGGGCCACCCGGAGAACCCAGAUCGUGACGUCCACAAUCGCAGCUCCGAUUCGGAUGCGUGCCCUUCUGACGCCGAAGACCCCAAACACCACUGUAGUUCUGGAGGAGAUAACCAGGCUCUGGUGCAUGAGCUGAGAGCUCUGAAGGCCAAAGUGGACGAUUUGGAGAACGAGAAAUCGCAGUACGAGAGGAAGCUGAAAGCCACAAAGACGGAGAUCAGCGAGCUUCAGCAGAUUUUGGCCUCCAAAGAUGCAGAGAUUGAGAGUUUACGAAUUCAACUGUUGUCCAGAGGGAACGUGAACAGUGACGGUGUGGACAGAGAGGAGGUGUACAGGAGGAAAUUAAAAGGCAAACAUCUAGAAAUGCAGAAGCUGAAAAUCGGGAUGGAGUCACUUUUAGCUGCGAACGAUGAAAAGGAUCGUCAUAUUGAGGAGCUCACAGUGCUGCUCGGCCAGUACAGGAAAUGCAAGGACAUGAUGGUGCUUUCUCAAGUGUGUGGUGAUCGUUUGCUGUGUGGCAGCAGUGAGGAGGAUCUGAGUGGGUCACUGAGGAGGCGAGCUCUGCCCCAUAAAGCUCACUCAGACAUUGUCAUGUCUGACCUGCAGAUGUCGUCAUCACGAGGGACGCCACAACUCCUACUGCCCACGAUGUGCCUACAAAAUGAGCUUGAUUCUAGCUGUCGCAGCCUGCAGUCCCCCAUGGACUGCCACAGCUUGCACAGCAGACAAUGGACGACACUGAGGAUGCUGUCUUCCAGUCUGGAGGAGUUACAGAGUGGAUCCAAACAAAGGCAUGCAAUGGGACAGACUGUAGAGCCAGUUCUAGAGAGUCGGCUCAUAUCGGAGAGCAGUAAGUACCAAACUCUUCCUGGGAAGUUUUCCAGACCCGCACUAAACGGAGAGAGGGAACGACGUUCAUCUCCAUUCCAGCUGUCGCCUGAUGAGAGCGAGGAGAGCGAGAUCAACCUGAAUCGCUGCAGGAGUGCCAGCGCCCCGGCGUUAGCAAAGUUGGAGAAGACGGACGAGUCCACAUUGUCAGAUGUGUCGCCCAUGUCAUCCGGCAUGGACUCGGGGCAGCAGUCACCUGUUUCUCCUGAGAAUAAGAAGAAUCAGAAAGGCAUCAGGAAGCUGUGGGGAAAGAUAAGAAGGACCCAGUCAGGUGGAAUGCCUGCAGACGGUGUGGACAGCAACGAUUUCAAGAGGGGAGGAGUCCGUUCCACAGCAGGCCCUCGGCUGGCUGGCAUGGGCAACAGAGAUUCGGGAAGAGACUUGAACAACACUCCCUUUUCAAAGUGGUCAUGUGACCAGGUGUGUAUGUGGCUGGAGGAAUAUGGGCUGGGACACUAUGUCCCCAUGGCCAGCCAGUGGGUUAGCAGUGGACAGACUCUCCUCUCGGCCUCCUUGCAUGACUUCGAAAAGGAGCUGGGGAUAAAACACCCGCUGCACAGAAAGAAGCUUCAGCUCGCCCUGCACUCGUUUACCACACGGCAGAGCGAGAAAUCAGCAGAGCUCGACCACAUCUGGGUUACACGAUGGCUGGAUGAUAUCGGUUUACCGCAGUAUAAAGACCAGUUCCAUGAAGGUCGUGUGGACGGGAGAAUGCUGCAGUACCUCACUGUGAACGACCUACUGAUCCUUAAAGUGAGCAGCCAGUUGCAUCACCUGAGCAUUAAAAGUGCCAUCCAUGUGCUGUAUGUGAACAAGUUCAACCCUUUCUGCUUAAAGAGGAGGCCGGGGGAUGAGAUGCUGACGUCACCCUCCGAGGUGAUUCAGUGGUCCAAUCACCGUGUGAUGGAGUGGCUUCGCUCAGUAGAUCUUGCUGAAUACGCUCCCAACCUGAGGGGCAGCGGUGUACACGGGGGUCUCAUUAUCCUGGAGCCACGCUUUAACUCGGACACAUUGGCGAUGCUGCUGAACAUCCCACCGCAGAAGACCCUGCUGAGGAGACACCUCAACACCAACUUCAACUCUCUAGUGGGAGGUCAGGCUCAGCUGGAGAAACAGGAAUACAUGGAGUCUCAGAACUACACACCGCUCUCCACUACAGCUAAAAUCCGGCCCAAGAAAAUCGGUUUCUCCAACUUCAGCCAGCUCCGAAAGAAGCGCCCUGAUGACCCCAGUGAUUACAUCUGCCCUCUGGAGUGCCCGAAGGCUCUGACGCUGCUCAGCGAUUCCCAGCGACCCGUCUCCAGUGUACAGGACACUGAGAGGAGGGAACAGAUGCAGAUAACGAAAGGAGCAGCGAUGCAGAUUGAAGCGUUAUCGGAAAGCAUUAACCACCUCACAUCUUUUGAUAGGACUACAGAGAAAAGAAGACAGAAUUGGACAGAGUUGCUUUUUCCUCAAACACUAAAGAAAGACUAAUACUGUGCAUUAGAGAAACAACGCUCUGACGCAGGAUCGACCGAGACAACCCAAACCAAGGACCAAACCAAACCAAGUUCAAGUUCAAGUUUAUUUCUAUAGAGCUUUUCACAAUGGACAUUGUCUCAAAGCUGCUUUAAAGAAUGUAAGACCAAAACAUUAAAGUGAUUGUGUGUUUAUCCUUGAUGAGCAGCCUGGGGUGACUGUGGCAAGGAAAAACUUCUUUUAGAUGAUAUGAGGAAGAAACCUGGAGAGGAACCAGACUCAAAAGGGGAACCCAUCCUCAUUUGGGUGACAUCAAGAGUGUGAUUAUAAAUCUUAAAACAAUACAAAACAACAGAUAGCGAGAAUGAACAUGAGCACUGGAGUCUGUGAUUAUAAGUCAUGUCCUUUUCUACAGUCUCAGGUGACAUUGUGGAACCAGGAGCUACUGAGCAACUCAUAAAAUAGCUCAACAUUUGCGAUCAUCACAGAUCCAACACCAGCUGGAUCUGUGAUGAACAUUAUAACAUGGAUGUGGAGUCAUUAGAAGGGACCAGAGCUGAGAGGCUGGUGGAGAUCUGCGCUGGAAUUGGAAUUUGCUUUGUUUUUUUGUCGUUUCUUUGGACAUAGAAAUGAUCCUCUGAAUAUUCGAGGCCUGCUGAGUAACAACCUGCGACAGGUUCUUGGGAAGUGCAGAACUGAACAGGAGUUUAUCAAGGGGUUUUGUUGGAUUAUGAUCCUCUCACCAUGCUUGUGAAGUUCACCUUAAUGUAUGACAUUUAUCACAUCAGCUUUUGUUGAUUACACCUGGCUAAACUAAUGGACAUUGGUUGAGAAAAUGAACUUUCCUGAAAUAUCCACAGUCCUUAUUUUACGUAUUUUGAGAUAUUUUCAUGAAAGUUUUGUAUCUGAUGAUGCUUUACAGUAUGUAUAAUUGUAGCAAACCCACACCAGCACCAGUUCUUCAUCAGACUUUGUUCAGUAGACAGAUUUGCAGGGCACACUUCCAGGUCGGCGGCCAUGUUCUCGUUUCCCCCGCUGCCAGGUGUUUUUAGGGGCACCAAAGACAUUAACUGGAUGCCAGAUCAUCUGAUCGGCUCCACAUGUCCCAGAGAUUAUUCUCGCCUUUCUACCUGAGUUAUUACCUGAACACUUGCCCUGUCUCUUAUUCCUGUUCUGCCUGGGUACCCUGGUAAAGGUUCAGCCUUUGGACUGUCUUUUGGUGGUGUCUAAUGUUUGGUCUGUUCUUUAAAACUGUUUUGUCUCUGCCCUGUUUUCUGGUAUUAAACUCCAGAUUGUUUGUGUAUUUUGUUUUGUCUCAGUUUGCCUGUGUUUCAGACCAGGGACUGUUUAGUUGUUUUGUCUUGCCUUUCCCUUUUGCCUGUGCUCAUUAUAUUUCAGAUGCCUUUUUCUUUUCUCUAUUUAUUAAAGACUGUUUAACUAUA